Molecule: messenger RNA, 1183 nt
Organism: Apus apus (common swift)
Lineage: Eukaryota; Metazoa; Chordata; Aves; Apodiformes; Apodidae
Exons: 3
Coding region: 464-1183 (239 amino acids)
Source: RefSeq, a predicted model, not a curated record
AAUUAAUCCCGGCCGUUGUGCUGCUGGUGCUUCCUCGCCGCCGCCACUACCAUCAUCUUCAUCCUUCGGGGGGUCUCCUCCUCCUGCUGCCUCCUCACCGCCGCCAUCAGCCUCUUCCUCCUCGGCGCCGUCCUCCUCCUCCUCAUCGCCACAAGGAGGCGGGCGAAGGAGGGGAGAGGAGGAGGAAAAAAGAAAAAAAGAUCACCGUCCUCUAGCAGCAGCUCCUUCCCCCUCCAACACCACCCUGCGAAAAAAUACCCACCGCCAGCGACAGGGCCGGGGGGGAGGCGGCGGGGAGAGCGGCCAGGCGUGCGCGGGGUCCCCAGCUCCACUCGCUUCUUCCUCGCCCGUCGCUAAUGGCUGCAGAAAGGGGAGCUGUAAGGAUGAGGAGGGUGAGGAUAAGUCCCAGGAGUCUCCGCUUCACAUCUUGUUGUGCAGGGAAGGAGGAGGGGUUGUUGUCCUGAUGGAGGCAGCACCGAUCGCGGGAUGGGAAGGUGGGGGGCGGGUUUCAACACCCUCUGUGCGCACCCCCCCCCCCCCCGCCUUCUCCUCUUCUUUCCCCUUCCUCUUUCUCUCGCUCUCAGUAGCAAGCUGCCCCCCCCCCUCCGGCGCAGGCAGAGGGGCCGAUCCCACAGCAGCGGCAGGAGGAGGAGGAGGAAGAAGCCGGCCCCUCCCCCCCUCUCUGCCUACCUUCCCCCCUCCCGGGCAGCCGAGGAUGGUUGCGAGCGCUGGCGCCGGGCAGGGAGGGGACUGCUCGGCUGUCUCCGCUUCCGCGGACCCACGAGCUAUGCGGGGCGCGGAAGCGAGGGAGAAAAAAAACCCUCGGCCGCUGCUCGGGCGCGGCGGGGACUCCCUCUUCGCCUCUGCGAGGGUGGGGAAGGAAGCGAAGAGGGUGGUUGCCUGUGUCUGGCAGGUAGUUCCUCCUGCUCUCCCGCUGCCUCCCACCACUGCAGCUCUCUGCCCGCACAGCACCGCUCCCGGGGAGCGAAGGAGGAAUAACCCCCUUCUCCAUGCCAGCGGGGAGAUCUACACGUGGAGGGUCCUUCCUGGCACAGGCUACUACAUUCUUCUAUAUGCUGAACUACAAUGUGGUUUGUUUGAUGUCUGCAAUAAAAAUGCCAAGAGGGAAAAAGUAACUUUUAUUUCUGAUUUAUUAAUUUUCAUCCUUCAAGAUAUAAAGUGA